Molecule: messenger RNA, 747 nt
Organism: Penicillium verhagenii
Lineage: Eukaryota; Fungi; Ascomycota; Eurotiomycetes; Eurotiales; Aspergillaceae
Exons: 1
Coding region: 1-747 (248 amino acids)
Source: RefSeq, a predicted model, not a curated record
AUGGUAGCCCCAAAAGUCCACAUUUCUGCCCAAGCUAGAACGGCAUUGCAAGCGAACCUCACCAUACGAUGCCUGCUCGCGGCCCGGUUUGUUCACCAUAUCUCUCGAUGUGAUGGAUAUGUCAUUCCUUGGGCUGGGGACCUGGUUUUGGGAAUCUGCCGCGCUAUAGCCAAGAAAAUCAAAGAGGAUUGUCCGCUGUUCAACUUUCAAAUGAGCAUGAUCCAGAUGCUUGGCUCUGCAAACAUUGUGUUCAUCUGUUUCGAUCUCUUCCUCAACCAUUGUGACCAGAAGCUUAUGACCAAUAUUCACACCAAUUACCAACUCCAGUGGCCAAUUUAUUACAUUUCUGAACGAGGAAAUUCUUACAGCAUCCAGAGAAAUGAACAGAUGGACCCCAUUGUGGCUGAGAAAUAUCUCUCCAUGGGCAAAUUCUAUCAAGAAAAACGGCCCUUCUUUUUCGAUUAUCGGAAGAAAUCAGGCUAUGACCCUGACGGGCAACGCAGGGAAGAUUGUCAGGAUUUGCUUGCCUAUGAAGUGGAUCGACCGGAAGAUCUUGAUCUGAGUAGUAGUUAUGACAAUCUGAGUAGUGAUGGCGAUCUGGGAAGUUAUGACGAUCUGGGAAGUGAUGUCGACAUCUUAAGUGAUGGUGAGGAGGGAAUUCCGAACAAGGGUGAGGUCGGACUAGGCAAUGAGGGUGGAGACCCAGUGUCUAGACUAAACGGCUGGUGGUAUAAACGUUUGGCGUAG